Plasmodium knowlesi strain H is the source of this 747-nucleotide messenger RNA. RefSeq lists its product as hypothetical. The transcript has a single exon. The record is from RefSeq and is a predicted model, not a curated record. The annotation marks the transcript as partial. NCBI's taxonomy places the organism in Eukaryota, Apicomplexa, Aconoidasida, Haemosporida, Plasmodiidae.
GUGAGUGCAUUAAGCACAUUGAACGAUGAUGAUGCGUCAGAUGCAUCAAAUAGUACAUUAUCCUCCUCUUCAGAAGAAAAUAUACACAAGACAAAUGUUCGUGCAAAGACAUUAGGAAGUGAUGGAACAAAUGUUUCAAGUGUGAGGUAUGGGGAUUAUCGUCCUCCCCAAGGAGGAGGGGAACCCUCUGUAAGGAGGGGAGGUACCUCCCCCUCCCUCCUUAAAAGGGGAGGGGGGGGAACUUUCCCUCCCUUUGGGGGACAAUACCCUCAUCCUACAAGAAGAUAUGGAACCACAGAAAAAGACCAUGUGAAUUCCAAAUAUGGAACCCCAAAAAUUGGAUCACCAAAUUUUGGAACCUUGAAGAGUGGAACACCAAAAAACAAAAGUUUCUCCCAAAGGAGUAAAAGAGUAAAGGAUGUAUUAAAAGCUUUAUGGAAGAAAUGUGUAUGUCAAGGUAAAAAACAUCCACGUUGGAUGAUAUUUUUUGCGGUGGUUAUUAUGGUGAUAUUAUAUUCAUUAUUGAUGUACUAUGGGGGCUUAAGUGUAGGUUCAUUCCGCAGUUUCCAAGGAGAGGGUGAGUCACCUGUGACCAGUACCUUUUUGCAAUCAAUGGUAGGUGCAGAUAGUGGAGGACUAAUAUUCUGCGGCUGCGCAAUCGUAGUUUUCGCUAUAUUAGGUGUGUUAAUUGGAUGUUAUUAUUGCAAAUCAUUGGAAAAAUAUAUUCAAUCAAAAUCUCAACCUUAA